Molecule: messenger RNA, 1429 nt
Organism: Bursaphelenchus xylophilus (pine wood nematode)
Lineage: Eukaryota; Metazoa; Nematoda; Chromadorea; Rhabditida; Aphelenchoididae
Source: the annotation of a GenBank genome assembly
AUGAUCCUAUUUUAUUGGACCUUUAUGUUCGCUCUUUAUCACAAUGUGGAUUCAGCUUCGUAUUAUUUCCGACAAUUGCCGGCUAGAUUCGUCCCAUGGCCUCGAACCUUGAUCAAUCAGACUACUGCAACUUCGCCGGAAGAAUGUGGUUCAAUCGGAGAGAAUGCUGUGAUUGUGGCCAUAGUUUAUUACAAAAAUGGGACGUGUAUGGGAUAUAAUGGAGUCCUGAGUUAUCAUUUCGGCACUGUUGUCGCUCAAAGUGGGACUUUUUUCAAUUUAGUGAUAUUAAUAGCUACAAUAAUAUAAAAUUUUUGUAUGAAAUUUCAGCUAAUGGCACGAACGCCUUCGCGUGGUAUCUCCGGGACACUGGAGGAGGCUGUGGAUGCGCAGACGCAGUGCGCGCUCAAAAAUUGCUCAAUGAAUUCAGUAGGUUUUGGUAUGACGUCAUGGAUGAUAUAAAUGAUCAUUCAGCUUAUGGAAAUUACACUUGUUACAAUGGAUGGGGACUGGCCUAUGAUCCAGUAAGCGGGUAUUGCACUGGGAAGAGCAGUGCCCAGAAUACGGGUAUUUUUGGGACCAAACUCGCGUAUUAUACCAUCGGAGCGACCAAAAAUGAUACCAUUUAUACAAUGACCCGGGCACGUAUGUUACAGAUUAUGCUGUUUGUAGAAUGUGAAUUUCUUUAGUGGCCCAUUUAUGAUUAUCAUUUAACAAUGCAAAAUUUAUGUUUAAAAAGGUUAUUUGUAGAAGUCUAACUGACCUCCAAGAAGGUCGCCUCCAAGAAGGAUAAGCUUAAUUUCUCUUUCCAGAAAUAUCCGAAUCAGUGAAUUACGAUUGCUCUGAGGUCACUCCUUCACCGGCUGUUGUCUACAAUAACAUCUGGUAUUGCUUCGCAAUCAUUUCUCCGAGCGGCUCCGACUAUACUCUGAUCAGAGACAACGCCUGUGCAAAAUUCCAGACCAACGGGACUCCAGUCAAAAUCGUUCAUCCCUUGGUUUAUGGGCUGAUUUCAUGUAAGGCCAAGUACAAUAUAAUUUUUGUAGUUUGAACUAAGAAUUAUAGUUUAUAUUUCAUUUUAAUAUACCGUAUUUUUUUGCCUCAAAAAGUUUCAUUAAAUUUAUAUAACUUUAGUUCACACGGGUACUGCUGCCAUUGCUGGAAUCUAUUACAACGGAAGCCAGUAUGUUUACUACGACAACUCAACCCUCCCGAAUGACAUCCUCUGGGACUCUGGGUAUCCAACUUCAGCGCACCUCCGUAUGGUCACGGUUGACAGGGUGAACCUCUGUAAGGCAUCAUUUUACAUUAUGUUAGGGACCACUUUUAAACAAAAAGUUGAAUCCAAUUUGCAUUCCUUUCAGCAUUACAAGACGUGGCGACGAACAAAAAUGUCAUAAACUGCCUAACUAAGGUCGACAAGAAGUCAUAG